Molecule: messenger RNA, 3843 nt
Organism: Fonsecaea nubica
Lineage: Eukaryota; Fungi; Ascomycota; Eurotiomycetes; Chaetothyriales; Herpotrichiellaceae
Exons: 6
Coding region: 1-3843 (1280 amino acids)
Cellular component (GO): plasma membrane
Source: RefSeq, a predicted model, not a curated record
AUGGAUCCCGCAGUGGUUGGAAGCGCUCAAUUUGGCCUCCUCUUCAAGACCAAGCUACCGGGAACGUAUCCCAUCAACGGCCAGAACGUUCCCGAGCAGAUAUUCUCCCAACCGCUGGUCUAUACUGGCUCAGAUGGCAUCCAAUAUGUCUAUGUUGCUACAACUCAGAACAAUGUGUACAAAAUAGUGGCAAACACCGGGGUUAUUGUCGCAUCUCGAAAUCUUCAUCGCCCAUUUUUGGUCAGCGAUCUGGACGGGUGUGUCGAUAUCAACCCGACUGUCGGUGUGACGGCAACAGGUGUCAUCGAUCCGGAUACAGAUACAUGGUAUAUGACGUCCAAGACGUACAUUGACCAGAGCCUGACAGGUGCAAACGGUCGCACAAAUGGUCGUUACUACGUUCACGCCAUCAGCACUGUUGAUCUCUCUGAGAGACCCGAUUUCCCGGUCAACCUUGAGGGAAUGGUGGCUCGAAACAACCCAGUUCGGUCAUUCAAUGGUGGCAUUCAUCAUCAACGUCCUGGUCUGCUUCACACCGGUGACUAUGUGUAUGCCGGCUUUGCUAGCCAUUGUGUCCAAUACAACUUCACCGGGUGGAUUGUUGGCUGGCACAAGGGCACGGGGCAGCUCGUGGAAAGAUUUGCGACUGAAGGUGCUGGUGUUGGCCCUGACGUUCCUGGCGCGGGUGUUUGGAUGUCCGGUGGCGGUCUUGCAAGCGAUGACAAGGGCUCCAUGUUCUUCGCUUCUGGCAACGGUUAUGCUUCUCAGCUCAAUGGAAUACCGGUCAACGGGAGGAACCCACCAACAUCACUCGAAGAAGCCGCCGUGCACAUGGCAAUCAAUGACGACGGAUCUCUGACCGUGGUCGACUUCUUCAUGCCUUGGGAGAAAACCCAGCUUGAUGGUGCUGACAAAGAUCUCGGUACGUCACCGUUGGAACUCCUCCCUAGUCAAUUUUCCUGCGGCGACGUCAAACGGAUUGGGGUGGUCACCGGAAAGAGUGGAAAAACUUACUGGCUUAAUCUCGACAACCUCGGAGGCUAUCAGAACGGACCCAACAAGCUGGACAACGUGAUUCAAGUCUACCAGAACGAGAACUCGGUCUAUGCUGGAGCUGGUGUCUACCCACUCGAAGGAGGUUACAUCUAUAUCAACGUCAUUCAAUAUCAAACACACGUGUUCAAAUUCUCCUGCAACGACGGCGUACCAUAUUUCAACAAAGUGGCCGAUUCCCCCGAAAAGAAUGCCUACAUCCUCGGAGUAGGCCAUGGCACUGUCACUUCGCUCAAUGAUCAGCCUGGGACUGGCUUGGUGUGGACGUCGGAUGUCGAAGGAUCCAAUCUUCGGAUCUACAAUGCCAUCCCGGAUGCAAGCAGUCUCUUGACGGAAAUCAAUUCGUUUGUCACACCAGGAACCACCAAGUUCACCAGACCUGUCUUCGGAAAUGGUAUUGUCUACCAGGGCACUACAGUUGGCUAUCUGUAUGCUUACGGAGCGCCUGUCAAUCUACCUCUAAACUGUACCGCUCUUCAGUUUGGCACGACAUUUCUCAACACAUCCACAGCGCCGAUGACGGUGCGAUGUACCGCCAACACUGCGGUAACAGUGACCGCUGCAAGCCUGUUAGGAAAUCCAAACUUUGCUACCGGUGGGUUGCCAAAUUUCCCUCUCACGGUUGCUCAGGGGCAACAGUUUUCGUUUCAGGCAACCUUCACCCCACAAACCGUUGGCCCGCUAUCUUCAUCGGUGAUUCUCAAUACAACUCAGCAAGCUGCUGGAUUCAGCAUCAAUACUCCCGUCCAGCUAAAAGGGACUGGCCAGAGUCAGGCUGCUCUGCUGAUGGUCACUCCCAACACCGUCAGCUGGAAUGGUGUCAUUACCGGACAGCAGGCAGGUGGCGUUAACCAGUCUGUGGUGAUCACCAACCUAGGAAAUAGCCCUCUUUCCAUCAGCAAUAUUCAGUAUUCCAUUGUGGGCGAGACUGGCCCCUGGAUCUCCCCCAAUGGCACUCGAACAGCAACCGUGGUCUCGGCAUUCACCUUCUACAAUAUGCCGUCGUCAGUCCCUCCCAACAGCGCUUUGACUGUCCCGAUCAAUUUCAACCCUCCACGCUCCGGCAACUACGCCGCAUUUGUCCAGAUCGUCUCCAACGGUGGCACCAAAGUGCUUGAUGUCCUUGCAGCCGGAUCGGAUCAGCCGCAAGCCGUACUCGAGUUCCAGAGCCUAGAUGGAGGAUGGAUCCCGUUUGACAGCACAACCUCCUUCACCUUCGGCAACGUUACGGAGAAUACCAGCCGAUACCUGAAAAUGCGGUUGUCCAACAACGGUUCUGCCAAUGCAGCGGCCUUGUCAGUGACUGUUAGUAAGCCUCCUUUUGGUGUUGCUGGAAGCAUCAUUGGCGCCAAUAACCAGGUCGAUCUCGCCGAGGGCACCCUGGUCUAUGCGGGACAAAAUCUCACCGCAACGCUCUUCUGCUCGGUCCCAAAGAGUCAACUCAAUGUGGACCCUUACAACGGCACUGCGCAGUGGACCAUGAAUCUGAACGAUCCCAACUUUGGAAAGCAGCACAUCCAAUUCUUCUGCAAUGCUGUCUCGGAACAGGCACCUCCACUAGACCCAGUCACUCAGCAGGGUAUUUACAGAUAUGGAGGCUGUUUCAAGGAGAACAAUCCUGGUCGCCAACUUCAAACUGCCAUCUACAGUGGCGCCAACAAUACCAAUGAACAGUGCAUUUCUUUAUGCGCAGCAACAGGGUACAUCUUCGCUGGCACACAGUAUGAGCAGGAGUGCUGGUGUGGCUACAACCGACCAAAGACGGUGGUCGACGAUGCCAAUUGCAACUUUGGAUGCACCGGCAACGUCAAUGAGAUCUGUGGCGGCAAUGGCAUUGAUGGUGCUGGCUCAUACAUUUCCCUCUUUGGUGACAUUACGCGUUGGAACGGCAAUUCUACAGACGCUCCAGGUCCGUAUGUCAACCCUGGCACACUCAAUUACACCAGUUUGGGCUGCUAUACCGAAGGUACCAACUCUCGAGCACUGAAUGUGCAGCGCAAUGCCAACAACACUGUGGCUUCUUGUCUCCAGGCUUGUCAAGGCUAUUUGUACUCUGGAGUCGAAUAUGGCGGCCAGUGCUUCUGUGGGAAUACAUUGGCGGCGGGUUCUGUAAAUGCAAGUGCAACAGACUGCGGCAUGACCUGCAACAACAAUCAGACAGAAUACUGUGGAGGCCCGAGCCGUCUCAACAUGUAUAUCUACGGCAAUGGUACCCUUCCGAGCACGCCGCCUUCAAAUGGCGGUGGAAACAACAAUCCUUCCACACCAUCAGGUCCAACCAUUCCGUCCACGAUCGGCAAUUUCACCUACCAGUCUUGCUCCUCUGAAAUCCCCGGCCGGGCGCUCAGUGCUUUUGCUCUUGCAGACAACAGCAUUACCUUGCAAACAUGUGCCAGCAAUUGCACCCAGUAUCAGUAUUUCGGUGUCGAAUAUGGCCGUGAAUGCUACUGCGGGAACACCUUGGGCUCAGGUAGCGCUCCAGCAACCGACGGACGUUGCAACAUGGAAUGUUCAGGUAACUCCAGCUUCAUUUGUGGAGGGCCAAAUGGGUUGACUCUGUACCGAAAUCUGAACUGGACGACUUCUACUCCACCACCGCCAUCGAAUCCGACAGGCCCAGUCAUUGUCCCCAGUGUUGGUUCCUUCCAAUACGUCGAUUGCCACACGGAAGUAGCUGGUCGUGCUUUGACGGGCAAGGCUGUCGCCUCAAACGGCAUGACGGUGCAAUAUUGUGCUGGAAACUGUACCGGCUUUACCUUUUUCGCACUACAGAUGGACGAUGUUCUAUGA